UCAACUCCAGGAUACAGAGGGGUGAAAGGCAGGACCAUGGAACUCAGUGUCCUCUUGCUUCUUGCUCUCCUCAUGGGUCUUCUGGUUCUACUGUUCAGGGGCCACCCAAAGGCCCAUGGCCACCUCCCACCAGGCCCACAUCCUCUGCCCUACCUGGGGAACCUUCUGCAGAUGAAUAGAAAAGGCCUGGUGAAAUCCAUCCUGCAGCUCCGAGAGAAAUAUGGAGAUGUCUUCACUGUGUACCUGGGACCAAGGCCCGUGGUCAUGCUGUGUGGUGCAGAUACCAUACAGGAGGCCCUGGUGGACCAAGCUGAGGCUUUCUCUGGCCGGGGACCAAUUGCUUCCAUGGAUGCUGUCUUCCAGGGAUACGGUUUGAGCUUUGCCAAUGGGGAACGCUGGAAGGUCCUUCGGAGAUUCACUUUGGCCACCAUGAGGGACUUUGGGAUGGGAAAGAGGAGCUUGGAGGAGCGGAUUCAGGAGGAGGCUCAGUGUCUGGUGGAGGAGCUGCGGAAAUCCCGGGGAGGCCUUGUGGACCCGUUGUUCCUCUUCCAGUCUGCCACUGCCAACAUCAUCUGCUCCACUGUCUUUGGAAAACGCUUUGACUACAAAGACCAUCAGUUCCUGAGGCUGCUGGACCUGAUCUAUCAGACCUUUGAACACAUGAGCUCCUUUUCCAGCCAGGUGUUUGAGCUCUACUCCAGCAUCCUGAAACACUUUCCUGGCACACACAGGGAAAUUUACAAGAAUUUGCAGGAAAUCAUCACCUUCAUUGGCCACAGUGUGGAGAAACACCAUGAAACCCUGGACCCCAGUGCCCCCAGAGACUUCAUUGAUGCCUACCUGCUCCGCAUGGAGAAAGACAAGUCUGACCCACACACUGAGUUCCAUCUCCAGAACCUAAUCCUGACCUCGCUUUCACUCUUCUUUGCUGGCACGGAGACCACCAGCACAACUCUCCGCUAUGGCUUCCUGUUUCUGCUCAAACAUCCCCACGUCACAGAGAGGGUCCACAAGGAAAUUGAACAGGUGAUUGGCACACACCACCAGCCAGCCUUGGAUCACCGAACCAAGAUGCCAUACACCGAGGCAGUCAUGUGUGAGAUUCAGAGAUUUUCAGACCUCGCACCCAUUGGUGUACCCCACGUGGUCACCAAAGACACUCACUUCCGAGGGUUCAUCAUCCCCAAGAACACUGAAAUAUACCCAAUCCUGAGCACUGCUCUCCAUGACCCACAUCACUUUGAAAACCCAGACACCUUCAACCCUGAUCACUUUCUGGAUGCCAUGGGGGCACUGAAGAGGAGUGAAGCUUUUAUGCCCUUCUCCAUAGGGAAGCGUAUUUGCCUUGGAGAAGGCAUAGCCCGCGCUGAACUGUUCCUCUUCUUCACCACCAUCCUUCAGAACUUCUCCAUUUCCAGCCCAGUGGCUCCUGAGGACAUUGACCUCACACCCCAGAAAAUGGGUUUGAGCAGAAUACCCCCAACAUACCAGGUUUGCUUUCUGCCCCGCACAGUGGAAUGAGGGAGGAGGAAUAAAAUAAAGGAUUGCAGGAUCAUCAAGUGCCCUAGCUCUGUAGAGAAUGGCCCCUCACUUCCUGCCUCUGAGAAACAUGUUGUGAAACAGCAUCCUUCCCCCUACCUUGUUGCUACUCCAUGCAAAAGUUAUUUCUGUAGUCUUCCUUCCAUGCUGCUGUGGUUCUUCCAAAGCUCUGUGCUGUAUUGCUUUCUGUUAUGAAUAAAGUUGCAGAACUUAGAGCUGGAUCAACAAUAA
Heterocephalus glaber (naked mole-rat) is the source of this 1770-nucleotide messenger RNA. The record is from RefSeq and is a predicted model, not a curated record. NCBI's taxonomy places the organism in Eukaryota, Metazoa, Chordata, Mammalia, Rodentia, Bathyergidae.